Molecule: messenger RNA, 937 nt
Organism: Sinocyclocheilus grahami
Lineage: Eukaryota; Metazoa; Chordata; Actinopteri; Cypriniformes; Cyprinidae
Product: probable ATP-dependent RNA helicase DDX47
Exons: 7
Cellular component (GO): cytosol
Molecular function (GO): RNA helicase activity; ATP binding; nucleic acid binding
Source: RefSeq, a predicted model, not a curated record
GUUACUGAAGUUCUCUGUGAAGCCUGCGAUCUGCUGGGAUGGAAGAAACCGACCAAGAUCCAGAUAGAAGCCAUUCCUGUGGCUCUGGAGGGGCGUGACGUGAUCGGUCUGGCGGAGACGGGCUCGGGGAAGACAGGAGCGUUUGCUCUUCCUAUCCUGCAGUGUCUGCUGGCGUCUGCGCAGCGGCUGCACUCUCUCAUCCUGACUCCCACCAGAGAGCUGGCCUUCCAGAUCGCAGAGCAUUUCGACGCGCUGGGCUCCAGCAUCGGUGUCAAGACCGCUGUGGUCGUGGGGGGGAUCGAUAUGAUGUCUCAGGCUCUGGUUCUGGCUAAGAAGCCUCACGUGGUGAUCGCGACUCCGGGACGUUUGAUCGAUCACCUGGAAAACACCAAAGGAUUCAACCUGCGAGCGCUCAAGUAUCUGGUGAUGGACGAAGCUGACCGCAUUCUCAACAUGGACUUUGAGUCUGAGGUGGAUAAGAUCCUGAAGGUGAUUCCUCGAGACAGACGCACCUUCCUGUUUUCGGCCACCAUGACUAAAAAGGUGCAGAAGCUGCAGCGCGCGGCUCUACAGGAUCCUGUUAAAUGCACCGUUUCCUCCAAAUACGCCACCGUCGACAAGCUGCAGCAGUAUUACAUCUUCAUCCCGUCCAAGUACAAGGACUGUUAUCUGGUCUCUAUCCUGAAUGAACUGGCUGGGAACUCUUUCAUGGUUUUCUGCGGCACGUGUAAUAACGCCCAGCGGGUGGCGCUCUUGCUCAGAAACCUGGGCAUCACGGCCAUCCCUCUCCACGGACAGAUGAGUCAGGUACACACUCAGACCAUCUGAAUAUUACUGGUCUAGACUGCACUGAUUCAAAUCUAGGGAUGCUCCGAAUGUUCCGCAACCGAAACUAUUCGGCCGAAAAUAGCAAAGAAAGAUAUACAAGCGAAAAGAC